UUACUGGAAGGCAGCAUGUCCAAUGUUACCUUGAGAAAAAUGUCUCCCACAGGAAAUGAGAUGAAGAGCACCACUCUGGGAACCACAUGGAAGCAGCAGGAUUUUCACGAGGUGAACAAAAGAAGAACUUUCUUACAGGAUAACAGUUGGAUAAAGAAACGCCCUGAAGAAGAAAAAGAUGAAAAUUAUGGUAGGGUGGUGCUCAACCGACAUAAUUCCCAUGAUGCAUUGGACAGGAAAGUAAAUGAGAGAGAUGUGUCAAAAGCUACAAUUAGUCGGUAUAGUUCUGAUGACACUUUGGACAGGAUCUCAGACAGAAAUGAUGCUGCUAAAAUGUAUAAGGCCAAUACCUUGGAUAAACAACUAACCAAUAGGAGCAUGUCCAUGUUUAGAUCACCGGAAGUAACAAAGUUGCAACCUGGCGGUUCAUUGAAUGCAAACACCUCCAACACCGUAGCAUCCACUUCUGCUACUACUCCUGUAAAGAAGAAGAGGCAGUCCUGGUUUCCACCGCCCCCUCCAGGUUACAAUGCCUCUUCAAGCACAGGAGCCAGGAGACGGGAACCAGGUGUUCACCCUCCAAUACCUCCAAAGCCCAGUUCUCCUGUUUCUUCUCCUAACCAGCUGAGACGGGAUAAUAGGCAGAUACAUCCACCUAAACCGGGUGUAUAUACAGAAACCCACAGAUCUGCUGAAAGAAAUAUAAGGAGUCAGGAUCUUGAUAACAUCGUCAAAGUGGCCACUUCACUUCAGAGAACUGACAAAGGUGAAGAAUUGGAUAAUCUCAUCAAAAUGAACAAAAGCUUGAAUAGGAAUCAAGGUCUUGAUGGUCUCUUCAGAGCAAAUCCAAAGGUAGACGAAAGAGAGAAAAGAGCCAAAAGCCUUGAAAGUCUCAUCUAUGUGAGUACCCGGACAGAUAAAGAUGGCAAAGGAACCCAAAGCCUUGGAAGUCCAAUUAAAGUUAAUCAAAGGACUGACAAAAACGAGAAAGGAAGACAGGAUCUCGAAUCUGUUGUUAAAGUGAAUGCCAGGAUGAAUAAAACGAGCAGAAGAAGUGAAGACGUUGAUAAUGCUAUCAAAGUAAAUCCCAAAGGAAAUGAAAAUACCACUGGAAAACAAGACCUCGAUGGGCUUAUUAAAGUGGAUCCUGAAACAAAUAAAAAUAUUAGGAGGGGCCAGAGUCUUGACAAUCUCAUCAAAGUGACCCCUGAAGUAAACAGAAGUAACCAAGGGGGCCAGAGUCUUGACAAUCUCAUCAAAGUGACCCCUGAAGUAAACAGAAGUAACCAAGGGAACCAAGACUUGGACAAUCUUAUCAAAGUGAUCCCUUCAGCAAACAAAAGUGAACAAGGUCUUGAUGAACACAUUAAUGUCAGCCCCAAAGUUGUCAAAAACACUGAUGGAAAACAAGAUCUUGAUAAACUCAUCAAAGUGAAUCCUGAAAUUUUCACAAACAACCAAAGAAACCAAGAUCUUGCUAACCUCAUCAAAGUAAAUCCUGCAGUAAUCAGAAACAAUCAGAGCCGAGACUUGGACAAUCUUAUCAAAGUGAAACCUUCAGCUCUUAGAAACACUAAUCGAGACCAGAACCUGGAAAAAUUAAUUGAAGUAAAUUCUCAUGUUUCUGAAAACAAGAAUGUAAGCACUAACACUGGAGCCAAGCAGGCAGGACCAAAGGAUACUGUUGUGUACACAAGGACAUAUGUGGAGAAUAGUAAAUCACCCAAGGAUGGAUAUCAGGAGAAUAUCUCCGGAAAAUACAUACAAACUGUUUAUUCAACUUCUGAUAGGUCUGUCAUUGAAAGAGAUAUGUGCACUUAUUGCCGAAAACCCUUGGGUGUAGAAACUAAAAUGAUUUUAGAUGAAUUACAAAUUUGCUGCCAUUCUACUUGCUUUAAGUGUGAAAUAUGCAAGCGGCCUUUGGAAAAUCUACAAGCGGGUGAUAGUAUUUGGAUUUAUAGACAGACAAUACACUGUGAACCUUGCUACUCUAAGAUUAUGGCAAAGUGGAUUCCAUAACUCUGGCACAAGGAAAUCAAGAUGAAAAGCACUCAUUAAGGAAUUAAAAGUUACAAGUUUUUUCUUAAUAAUAUGUAAUCUAGAAAAGCUUUCACAUUGAAGAUCAACUCUUGUACAAAAUUAGUAAUUCUGUUAUUACAUAAGUAAUCUAAUUGUCUUCAGUAAGGUCACACACAUAAAAAGAGCCAUCUGGUCUCUGGUUAGAGUUAGCAAUAAGAAGUUCAAAUGGUUCCAGAUACCAAUGUCAAAGGAAUGAUGCUUCUGAUAGGCAGUGAGCAUUACACUCCAGCCAGGUCCAUCCCUGCUCCAUAUGUUGGCUGUGAGUGGUUUCCAUUUAAACCAAGUUUCUCAUUUCCUCACCUUUUAUUCUCUAAGAAUUCGGAUUCAUAGACACUGACAUCCUGAAGAGCUGUCAAGAAAGCCAGAUAUGUUUCCUUCCUCUGCAAAAUACUAACAACACUUUUCUUAUACACUUGGGCAGAAAGAUGUUAACAUAAAAAGUUUAUAGACCUCAAAAAUCACUAAACUUUCCAGAUCUCUGUGCUACUAUUUGUAACAUAAGGGGCAUUGGAUAACAUGAUUUCUAAGGUUCCUUUUGCUUCCCAAAUUCUCUGAUUCUAAAGCAGGUUUUAGUUUGCUCUUUGGAAACAUGUAUGCAUAUGUGUUUAUGAAGCCUAUUGAACUAGGUAGGACAUAUAAACAAUUUAACUUUAGUGUCAUUGUUUAAUCACAGACAUAGUGUUUGAAAACUGUGUUUUAAAAACAGAAACAGAUUGAUGGGUAACAGGUAAAAUCAUAUGACAUGUAUAGCUUACACGUAAUUAUUUGUUAAAUUUUCUUUGUAUGCAUUUGAAAAUCUGGGUAUACAUAUAAUCUAUUAGAAGUAAUGGUUAUGGACUAAAAAGCUAUGUUCUUUAGCAUGUUAUAUAUACUCAUAUUACAUAGCACCUAUUUACAAAAGGCUUAUAAAAAUAAAGUGAAGUAUCAGUUACAUAGAA
Mandrillus leucophaeus (drill) is the source of this 3017-nucleotide messenger RNA. It is a transcript of the gene SCEL, whose product is annotated as sciellin. NCBI's taxonomy places the organism in Eukaryota, Metazoa, Chordata, Mammalia, Primates, Cercopithecidae. Gene Ontology annotation, biological process: epidermis development. Gene Ontology annotation, cellular component: cytoplasm. The coding region runs from base 16 to 2019 and encodes 667 amino acids. The record is from RefSeq and is a predicted model, not a curated record. The transcript is spliced from 31 exons.